This is a messenger RNA of Penicillium diatomitis, 1836 nucleotides long. RefSeq lists its product as uncharacterized. Gene Ontology annotation, biological process: transmembrane transport. The transcript is spliced from 3 exons. The coding region runs from base 1 to 1836 and encodes 611 amino acids. Lineage: Eukaryota; Fungi; Ascomycota; Eurotiomycetes; Eurotiales; Aspergillaceae. The record is from RefSeq and is a predicted model, not a curated record. Gene Ontology annotation, molecular function: transmembrane transporter activity. Gene Ontology annotation, cellular component: membrane.
AUGGCCAACAUCCAUCUAGUCCCGUCGGCUGCGGGGAACACUUCUUCCCGCGAUUCGGGCUUGUCAAGUCCGCGUUUGACGCCAGAAUCGAACUACUCCGACGAGGAAUACUCCAUGGCAAAAUCACAGAUGUCACCGCCGAAAAACUUAAGACUUCAAACUAAUUUUGACGAUGCAGUGGAAGUGGGCCGAUCAGCUCCCGAGAGCACAGGUCGCGAUCAAUUCGAUUCCGCAGAUGAGUUUGACGGCAAAAGCGCGCAGACACCGUCCCGGCCGCAAUUCACAGUGGAGGAGGAGACCCAGGUAGUGCGGAAAUUUGAUCAAAAGCUAGUGCCCUUUUUGGCAUUGCUCUACUUACUAGCCUUUCUUGACCGUUCGAGCUGGAAUGAUGCAGAUAUUGGGAAUGCAAAAAUCGCUGGGCUGCAAGAUGAUUUGAAUCUGUCGUCUGGACAAUACGAGUGGCUCCUGACUGCAUUCUACAUCACGUACAUUCUUUUCGAAUGGAUGACUCUGAUGUACCGCGUCGUGUCUCCACACAUUUACAUUUCACUGUGCGUGUUCAGCUGGGGCAUGGUGGCUUCCUUUCAAUCCCUCGCGACCUCCUUUGAGGGACUUGUUGUUCUACGGGCGCUUCUCGGCAUUACUGAAGCAGCAUUUGGACCGGGUGUCCCGUUCUACCUGUCGUUGUUCUACCGGCGUGAGGAACUGGCCUUUAGAAAUGGACUGUUCAUCUCCGCUGCGCCCUUGGCCAGCUCCUUCGCAAGCAGUCUUGCCUGGCUCAUUGUCAAGAGCAGCAAGAAUGGGCCCAUUUCUCCAUGGCGUGCUCUGUUUCUCGUUGAAGGUUUCCCCAGCGUGAUAGUUGCUGUUUUUGCCUGGGUCGUCAUCCCAGAUGCUCCAGGCAGUGCGCGGUUUCUGUCUCGACGGCAAAGAGUGGUCGCCAGCCUUCGGAUGGAUGAUGGCCAGUCAGAGUUCAAACGGAUACCUUCGCAUCGCUUUCAAUGGAGGGAAGUUUUGAAGACAGUUGCCGAUCCCAAGGCUUACAUGGCAGCAGUGAGUCUAUGGGUUUUCAAGACCCCUCUCGUGUUGAACCAGCGUCUUACCCUUUCACAGGCCAUGUUCUUCAGCUGCAACGUUGCGUUUAGCUCAAUGCCGGUCUUUAUGCCCACUAUUAUCAAAGACAUGGGAUACUCGGAAUUAAGCGCCCAGGCCCUCUCCGCACCGCCAUAUCUUGUUGCCUUCCUAGUUGUUUUGUUAACGGCAUGGGCCUCGGAUCGCUCUUGCACCCGAAGUACCUAUCUCAUUGCGCAUGCUUUGAUAUCCUCCCUGGCAUAUCUUGCCAUUGCGGCAACGGGGUACUUCCACUCACAUCUCUCCCCUCAGCUGCAUGUCCUUAUACGUUACAUUUGCGUGUACCCCGCGACAGCCGGAUUCUUCUCGGCCAUCACGUUGAUCAUAACCUGGUCGAUGGACAAUCGACUGGAGAAAGAAGGCAAAGGCGCCAGUAUCGCUCUGCUGAACAUCAUCGGGCAGUGUGGUCCUCUUCUUGGCACGAGACUGUAUCCUGAAACAGAUGGGCCCUGGUAUAUUCGUGGAAUGGCUACCUGCUCUUUCUUCAUGGUACUGGUUGCCAUUCUUGCGGUCUGCUUGCGUGUCACUCUGCAACGGGCCAACCAAAGGUUAGCGAGGGCAACGUAUCAAGCAGUGAAUGGAGCUGGACCGGGUCAAUAUGGUGAGGAGCACGAUGGACUUAUGGGCGGUGAUGGUAGUGGCGAACUCGAUUGGAGAGAUGGACAUGCAUAUGGUAACCGUGAGCGAGGGCUUGUGUAUAUCACCUGA